GGAUUUUUUAACUAAGCUCCUUCCAGCCAUGCAACAACAGCAGCUGGAAGCAAUCACAGCCCUAGGAGAAAAAUUUUCUACUUCCUUGAACAGCCUCCGAGCCGAUGUUUUAAACAAUGAUAAUAACUUCCAUGUGGACCGCAGUGGAGACAAUUCUCCUGGUCUAAGUCAUGGUGCAGAUAAACAAAAUGAAGCAAAUGCUUCCAUAUCUGCAGAUCACCCUAGAGGAAGGAAAAGAUCCAGGUCUUCAUCAGCAGAAACUUGCCUCAGUCAUGUAGAAUCUAGUUCUUCUACUAGGAGGCCUAGUAAAAAAGAUGUUGAUGUCAUAAGUACAUCAGCAUCCAACCAAUUGUAUGAUGGUUUAAUGAAUGAAAUGCUAGGGCAAGAAGACAACCAGUUAGAGGACCCAGACCAAGAUGUCUGGUCUGACCUCAUCAAAGAGUAUAACGAUGAGGACUCCUUUGGCACAGAAGUAGCUCCACCUUUAGCAUCUAUGGCUAAACUCAUGUGGUCGAAGAAACUUACCAAUGAAAAAUUAAAAGGCAGACUAGAAAAAGUCCAAAUUCCCACGAAUUGCCGUUUUUUGUCUGUAAAGAGCUGCAAUAAACCUAUAUGGGCCAUGGCAGACAGCAAAAGAUCAAAUGAUCUGGUAUUGCAGAAACUGCAAACCACUGUUUCGAAAAGCCAAGUGCAUAUCUUACAAUUGGCAGACCAAAUUAUUAAGGCACCCAAACAAGGAAACCUUAUUGUAAUAGAACCAUCCAUUUUAUUAAAUUUGGCUAAAGAUGCUCUUUGUCUAAUCGGUAACGCCAACCAGCAGCUAAAUCAGUAUCGAAGAGUCGGAUUAAUCGGUGCAAUGCCUCACCUAAAAGGAUUGGCAAAGGAUGUGUCUGAAGAAGACUUGUUGCUGUUUGGAGAUGAUUUGGACAAAAGAAUCCAAUCAUUGCAAGAUGAGGAGAAAACUAGUAAAGUGCUCUCACGACCAUCUACACCAUAUUCAAAAAAUAAUUUUAAAAAGUACAAACAGCCAUCCUCCAGUUAUUCCUCCUCUGCAAAGUAUAACCAGUCAAAAAACGAGAAGACCUUCUCAAAAGAUCGAAACCACUCCCUGAGAAGGUACACUUAAACCCUGAAGUACAAAGGGUACAAAGGGAGAAAACAAUGAUUAUUGUUUCUACCGGGAACAAAAAGACAACAUCCUCUACACCAAACCUUGUCGCUGCUCAUGCUGCCUGUCUCCGGGAAUCGUUACAAGGUAAAGAGCUUCCAUCAGACACUGUCGAUAUCAUUGCAGCAUCAUGGAGAGAAGGUACCCAGAAACAAUACUCGGGUCCAAUCAGACGAUGGAUACAAUAUUGCACUGGGAGGUCGAUUGAUCCCUAUCAUCCAAAUGUGAAAAUGUGUUAAUACACCUUACUGAAUUAUUCAAAGGUGGGUCUGGAUAUAGUGUUUUAUGUACAACUAG
Messenger RNA from Hydractinia symbiolongicarpus, 1465 nucleotides. RefSeq lists its product as uncharacterized. Bases 29 to 1126 code for a protein of 365 amino acids. The record is from RefSeq and is a predicted model, not a curated record. The transcript has 2 exons. Lineage: Eukaryota; Metazoa; Cnidaria; Hydrozoa; Anthoathecata; Hydractiniidae.